AUGGAUCGUCCACCACCCACCCACCACGCAAUCCUGGUAGGGGUCAACUGGUAUCAAACUCAGUCAUUGCGUGGGGCGGUCCCCGAUGUCUUGGAGAUCCAAGCCUUCUUUGCCGAAUUAAUCCCAUCAGUCCAACUGCAUACAUUUACAGCAACGAAAAGAGAUGAUUACCCUGGCCCUAUCGAGGAGAAGCAGCAAUGGCCGACCACUGGGAAUGUUCACUAUGCAUUGAGUGGAGUCACCAAAAAUUCAAAGUCUGGUGACUUUGUAUAUAUUCAUUUUUCCUGUCACGGGACGACGGUUCAAGACGAGGACAGUCCGAAUGGGCGUGCUCUAGCUCUAGUUCUUCUCAACAGUCGCGGAGAGGAGGCGUAUUUCUGGGGAAAGGUGCUGUCAGGGCACAUACAUAACAUGGUGGAAAAAGGCCUCAAAGUCACUCUUGUCCUUGACUGUUGUUUCUCGGGAAGUGUCACUCGCGAAGGGAUGAUCCGGCGCAUUAAAGCCGAUCUUGACAUCGCGAGAGCCAGCGGGUUUUAUGAUGAGCCCCCCCUACCUGAACGGGCACUCGCAGCAAGCAGCAUGCGCGAUGUGGACAUGAUGUUUGACUUCAAGAUCAGAGAUACAUCCCAGUACGCCCUCCUGGUGGCCACUGGCCCAGACCAGGAGGCCGCAGAGGUCCAACUGCCCGGGACUGAUAAAUACAACGGGCAGCUUUCACGCCUUCUACUGGAUACAUUAAAGACUCGAUCAGACCUGGAGCGUAGCAUCCACAAUAUUUAUUCACGGGUGUGCUUCGGAUUCGAACACAACCGAUUGAAACAGCAUCCCAUUCUCUACGGGAACGAGCUUCUGCCAUUUUUCGGAGGGUAUAUUGAACGUACCCGCUCGGCACCGUCACCAUACCAUCCUGCUUACUUUGAAGUAAAGUGGGAAGAAGGGGGCAGACUAUUGCUUCAAGCUGGAAAAGCUCAAGGCAUUAGUGACGGCGAUGAGUUUGAACUCUAUGCUUCCACUUCGGCAACGGACGGAACUCGGCCAGAUUCCAUCAUAGCACAUGUUUCAAAGGCAACAGCCUUCAGAUCAGUCUUGGAAAUGGUCGACGCGACUGUGGAAAACUUACGGGGCCGGUCAUGGAAAGCAAUCAUCCGCUCCCAAGCUGCUCUUCGGAAAUAUCCUAUCAAAAUCUCUCCCGCUGUCCCCGGCGGCGAUUCAUGGCUGGACGAACUUCGAAAGCGCUCUCUAAAUGCGUUCGUGAGUUCAGGACAUAUUGAAUCUCGUGCUUUCCUCCUCUCUGUGGACCUUGAAGAUGGUUUCUUUGUUUUUCGGAGUUCGGACGGGCAGAAAGUGCCCCAUAUUCCCGCUCUGGAUAGCUCGCAACCCAACAUCCGCGAGAUGAGCGAUUUGCUAGAGCACCUUGUCCGAUUCCAUCAUGUCAAAGAUUUGAAAAACACCGAAGAUUCUGGGACCUUCGAGAACUCUUUUCAAGUUGAGGUGUUUGUCAACAUUGACAGACCUGACAAUGCAACUAGCAUAGAAGGUGGCAAGAGGAAAGCUGACACAUCUCAAGUCAUCUCCAUCGGACACAACAAGAAGGCAGAGAUCAUCAUUCGCAACGAAGCCCCGCACGACCUAUACGUCUCUGUCUACAACCUCUCACCUCAGUGGGGCGUGGUAAAUGCCUUGAGCGAGACGUUCACCAAGAUUGCAACUAAGAAUGGUCCGGGAUACCCUAAAAUGAUACGAAAGUUUUUCAAAAUGAGGGUCCCUGAGGGUAUGCUGAAGAACGGAGACACUUCAUGCAAAGAUAUUCUGAAAAUCUUUGUCACGUCUCACCCUUCGUGGAUGUACAACCUUCAACUUCCGAAGUUAAAUGCGUACCAUGGAUUCGGGGAGAGCUCUCCUCGGCGGUCAGAUCCAAUCGCAAUUGAGGAGAACUGGACAGUCAUGAGCUUGGAUUUUCAUACGGCACUGUGA
Molecule: messenger RNA, 1974 nt
Organism: Clonostachys byssicola
Lineage: Eukaryota; Fungi; Ascomycota; Sordariomycetes; Hypocreales; Bionectriaceae
Source: the annotation of a GenBank genome assembly